Molecule: messenger RNA, 1626 nt
Organism: Urocitellus parryii (Arctic ground squirrel)
Lineage: Eukaryota; Metazoa; Chordata; Mammalia; Rodentia; Sciuridae
Gene: Krt74
Product: keratin 74
Biological process (GO): keratinization; intermediate filament organization
Cellular component (GO): keratin filament
Molecular function (GO): structural constituent of skin epidermis
Source: RefSeq, a predicted model, not a curated record
CAACUGCGUUUCUCCCACUCUGUCGGCUUCCUCUUCCCCACCAUGAGUCGGCAACUGAACUUCAGGUCUGGUGGUGACAAGGGCAACUUCAGCGUGCAUUCUGCAGUGGUGCCAAGGAAGACAGUGGGCAACUUGGCCUCUUACCGCACUGUUGGCCAAGGGGCUGGGGCUGGCUUUGGCAGCCGGAGCCUCUACAGUCUCGGAGGGAAUCGGCAUAUUUCUUUCAACGUGGCUGGCAGUGGCGUUCGGGCUGGAGGGUACAGCUUUGGGCAUGGCUCUGGGUAUGGAGGGGGCCGGGCCAGCGGCUUUGCUGGAAGUAUGUUUGGCAGUGUGGCCUUGGGGCCCUCGUGUGCCUCUGUGUGCCUGCCUGGGGGCAUCCACCAGGUCACUGUCAACAAGAACCUCCUGGCCCCCCUCAACGUGGAGCUGGACCCUGAAAUUCAGAAAGUGCGUGCCCAGGAGCGGGAACAGAUCAAGGCUCUGAACGACAAGUUUGCUUCCUUCAUUGACAAGGUGCGGUUCCUGGAGCAGCAGAACCAGGUGCUGGAGACCAAGUGGGAGCUGCUGCAGCAGCUGGACCUGAACAACUGUAGGAAGAACCUGGAGCCCAUUUAUGAGGGCCACAUCAGCAGCCUGCGGAAGCAGCUGGAGACCCUGUCUGGGGACAGGGUGAGGCUGGAUUCGGAGCUGCGGAACAUGCGGGAUGUGGUGGAGGACUACAAGAAGAGGUAUGAGGUGGAGAUUAACCGGCGUACUGCAGCAGAGAAUGAGUUUGUGGUGCUCAAGAAGGAUGCAGACGCAGCCUACACGGUCAAAGUGGAGCUUCAGGCCAAAGUGGACUCUCUGGACAAAGACAUCAAGUUCCUGAAGUGUCUGUAUGACRCGGAAAUCGCCCAGAUCCAGACUCAUGCUAGUGAGACCUCUGUCAUCCUGUCCAUGGACAACAACCGGGACCUGGACCUGGACAGCAUCAUUGCCGAGGUCCGCGCCCACUAUGAGGACAUCGCCCUGAAGAGCAAGGCKGAGGCCGAGGCCCUGUACCAAACCAAGAUCCAGGAGCUGCAGCUGGCAGCUGGCAGGCAUGGAGAUGACCUCAAACACACCAGGAACGAGAUGUCAGAGCUAAACCGACUCAUCCAGAGGAUCCGCUGUGACAUUACCAACGUGAAGAAGCAGUGCUCUAACCUGGAGACAUCCAUUGCGGAUGCUGARCAGCGAGGGGACAAUGCCCUUAAGGACGCCCGGGCCAAGCUGGAUGAGUUGGAGGGAGCCCUGCACCAGGCCAAGGAGGAGCUGGCCCGGAUGAUGCGUGAAUACCAGGAGCUCAUGAGCCUGAAGCUGUCCCUGGACAUUGAGAUCGCCACCUACCGCAAGCUGCUGGAGGGCGAGGAGUGCAGGAUGUCUGGGGAGAAUCCAUCCUCUGUUAGCAUCUCUGUCAUCAGUAGCAGCCAUUACGGUUACUAUGGUCACCAACCUAGCUCCGUGAAUGCUGACCUUGCGGCCGGUGGUGCCAGCAGCACCAGAAGCAGCCAGACCAAGACCCCAGGGACACGAGCGGGAGACCUCAAGGAGUCCCAGGGCAAGAGUGCCCCAGCCAGCACCCCAGCCAGGAAGACCACCCGAUAA